Messenger RNA from Carya illinoinensis, 1119 nucleotides. RefSeq names its product disease resistance protein Roq1-like. Bases 1 to 1119 code for a protein of 372 amino acids. Gene Ontology annotation, biological process: defense response. The record is from RefSeq and is a predicted model, not a curated record. The transcript is spliced from 3 exons. NCBI's taxonomy places the organism in Eukaryota, Viridiplantae, Streptophyta, Magnoliopsida, Fagales, Juglandaceae. Gene Ontology annotation, molecular function: ADP binding.
AUGAGAAAGAAGAUGCUGUGUAAUAAAAAGGUUUUUAUCGUCCUUGAUGAUGUGGAUAGUGACGAGCAACUAACGGCAUUAGCAAGGGAUCGAAAAUGGUUUGGUCCAGGGAGUAGGAUGAUCAUAACAUGCAGAGAUAGUCAUCUAUUGAGAACACAUGAAGUGAAUCAUAUCUAUAAGGUUGAGCAACUUGAAACAACAAAAGCUUUGCAACUCUUUAGUUUGUCAGCCUUCAAGAAAACCCAUCCACUAGAGGAUUACAAGGAUCUAUCUAUGGAUUUUGUAAUAUAUGCUCAAGGCCUUCCUUUAGCUCUUAAAGUUCUGGGUUCCUUCUUAUAUGAGAGAGAAAUAGAUGCAUGGAAAAGUGAGAAAGAUAAACUAAAAGCAAUUCCUAAUCCAAAAAUUAUGGACGCACUUCAAAUAAGUUUUGAUGGGCUACAGGAAUUGGAAAAAGACUUAUUUUUGGAUAUGGCGUGUUUGUUCCGAGCACACCAUGUGGUGGAUAGCAUAUUUUAUGAGAUGUUAGAAAGUUUUGGUCAUUAUCGCAUCGACAUUGAUGUUCUCGUUGAGAAGUCCCUCAUAAGCAAAUCAGAAUAUGGAUGGUUGUCCAUGCAUGAUUUGCUAAAAGAAAUGGGCCAAGAAAUAGUUCGCCGUGAAUGCCCUCAAGAACCAGGACAACGUAGUAGACUGUUUUGUUUGGAGGAUCUCUAUCAAGUACUGAAGAAGGAUACUGGAACUUAUGCAAUUAAAGACAAUUUGAAGGAAUUUGAUCUGACUUAUUCCGAGAACUUGAUUGAAACACCAAAUUUGACAGGAGUCCCAAAUCUUGAGAAAAUAAUUCUUACAGGUUGUAGAAGCUUGUGUGAGGUCCACCCAUCCAUUGGAAGUCUCAAACGAUUAAAACAAUUGGUACUUGACGAAUGUUCAAGCCUUGAGAAGUUACCAAACCUGAGUAGGUUGGAAUGCCUGACAGAGUUUUGGGCACACGAAACUGCUAUAACACAAAUACCAUCUAUCAAUCUAAUCCCCAAGAGCAUCUGUUCCUUUAGACUCAAAGGACGCAAGUUGAUGAGAGAUCCCAACUAUGAUAUCGGACCACUUGUAGGAUAUCAGAUGUAG